Molecule: messenger RNA, 1047 nt
Organism: Theileria equi strain WA
Lineage: Eukaryota; Apicomplexa; Aconoidasida; Piroplasmida; Theileriidae
Exons: 1
Coding region: 1-1047 (348 amino acids)
Source: RefSeq, a predicted model, not a curated record
AUGUGCGUAGGAAUAAGACUGGAUAUCCAUCCAGGCAGGUUGAGCACGAACCAGGGAGACGUCACAGGAGUGUGGAAGGACGGUAUUCUCAAGGGGUACAACGUCUACGAGUACAAAUACCAGCCUGAAGAUGAGCCAUUUGAUCUCUCUGAGCUCUCAUACAACGGCGUGAGAAUGCCUGGAAUCGUCGCACACAUUGUCACUGUUAAAAGCGCAACCACGUUCUUUUCAUCUGAAAAUUGGCGUCUCUUGCUCAUAGGUCUGGAUUGCGCCGAGAACUACACCUACUACGCCAAUCCUCUGACCAAGGCCGAAGUUGUAACGAGCACCUUUACGGAGUUUACAGUGGAUAUUCCGCUUAUAAAUGACGACUUGAUGAGGAUACUAAAGAGUAUAGACAAGAACGAAGGUAUGAGGAUCCAUAAAUUGUAUGCCGAGAAUGUAAAUUUGGCCGAGAAGCUCCUGAGGUCCUCUGACGUUCUUCUCGAUUUUUCUCACAAAUUUGAAGCUUGCGAGCACAAAUACCCGUCAGUCAUUACAAACACGAAUGUGACCGUUGAGGUGAGUGCAGAAGUUGGUACCAGGUACCUCAGAGCGAGACAUUUUGCCAGCGGUCCAUUCAGGGUACGGGGCAUCAAACUUCCAAGUGGUAACUACAUGAAGGUCAUCGGAGGGCUUCCCAACGAUUUUAUUCACGAGGCAAAUAUGUACUAUAAACAAGGGGAUCUAGCCUGCCGUAAACCACUCCUGGCAGAGCUCAAGAAGGAUGAGAAUAUAAAGUACAUCCUGUAUAAGCAAAAGAAGCACAAGUGGAACAUUUACAAAAUCUCCAAGGCACAGAAAAGGUCGUAUAGCAUAGAAAAGAUCCUGGAGAGGAUCGAAAAGGACGGGAAGCUCGAUGUUUCUAAACUGGAGUCUAACUCCGCCAUUGGCUUACCCGGUCUUCCAAAGGUCAAUUUUGUCGGCGGUCUCAAGAAAGUUACGGGAUUGGUAAAGAAUGUAACUCUCGGGAUCGCCAAAGGUCUCUCGGGGAAGCACAAGGGGUGA